Messenger RNA from Periophthalmus magnuspinnatus, 5571 nucleotides. RefSeq names its product UPF1 RNA helicase and ATPase (gene upf1). Gene Ontology annotation, molecular function: DNA binding; hydrolase activity; ATP binding. The record is from RefSeq and is a predicted model, not a curated record. Gene Ontology annotation, biological process: nuclear-transcribed mRNA catabolic process, nonsense-mediated decay. NCBI's taxonomy places the organism in Eukaryota, Metazoa, Chordata, Actinopteri, Gobiiformes, Gobiidae. The transcript has 24 exons. Bases 137 to 3439 code for a protein of 1100 amino acids. Gene Ontology annotation, cellular component: cytoplasm.
GUGUAUCUUUCUGAACCGCUGUCAUUUUUAUCAUCAACACUGCCUCCGUUAUCGCUCCCGUCUCGUUCAUCAUCAGCACCGCGGAGAACGUCUCUUUCCCUGCCGGUCAUUUUGGACGCCUUUACCCUGCAGAAGCAUGAGCGUGGAGGCGUAUGGGCCCAGCUCGCAGACGCUCACCUUCCUGGACACGGAGGAGACCGAGUUGCUGGGAGCGGACACGCAGGGAUCCCAGUUCGACUUCACGGAUUUCACGCUUCCGAGCCAGACCCAGACGCAAGGCCAGACGCAAAGCCAACUCGACUGUCAGGUGAAUGUUCCGGAUGGAGUGCUAGUGAAUGGAGAUGACCCUGUGCUAAAGGCCACUCAGCUGCUGGCAGAGCUCAACUUUGAGGAAGACGAAGAGGAUGCAUUUUACAGCAAAGACCUGCCUGUGCACGCAUGCAGUUACUGUGGGAUCCAUGAUCCAGCCUGUGUGGUUUACUGUAACACCAGCAAGAAGUGGUUUUGUAAUGGCCGAGGGAACACAUCUGGAAGCCACAUUGUGAAUCAUCUGGUGAGGGCAAAGUCCAAGGAGGUGACCCUUCACAAAGACGGCCCCCUCGGAGAGACGGUCCUGGAAUGCUACAACUGCGGGUGUCGGAAUGUUUUCCUCCUCGGCUUCAUCCCAGCCAAAGCGGAUUCUGUCGUGGUGUUACUCUGCAGGCAGCCGUGUGCAAGCCAGAGCAGCCUGAAGGACAUAAAGUGGGACAGCUCUCAGUGGCAGCCGCUGAUCCAGGACCGCUGCUUCCUGUCGUGGCUCGUAAAGAUCCCGUCUGAGCACGAGCAGCUAAGGGCCAGGCAGAUCACAGCACAGCAGAUCAACAAACUGGAGGAGCUCUGGAAGGAAAAUCCCAGUGCGACUCUGGAGGACUUGGAGAAGCCCGGAGUGGAUGAGGAGCCCCAACAUGUGCUGCUGCGGUAUGAGGAUGCGUACCAGUACCAGAACGUCUUUGGGCCACUGGUCAAACUAGAGGCGGACUACGAUAAGAAGCUUAAGGAGUCCCAGACUCAAGACAACAUUACAGUCAGAUGGGACUUGGGACUGAAUAAAAAGAGGAUUGCUUAUUUUACGCUCCCAAAAACGGAUUCAGACAUGCGAUUGAUGCAGGGAGAUGAGAUUUGUCUGAGAUACAAAGGAGACUUGGCUCCACCGUGGAAGGGCAUCGGGCACGUCAUCAAAGUGCCUGACAACUAUGGAGAUGAGAUUGCCAUUGAACUCAGAAGCAGUGCAGGGGCUCCAGUUGAAAUUCCACACAACUUCCAAGUGGACUUUGUAUGGAAGUCUACAUCCUUCGACAGAAUGCAGAGUGCCCUGAAGACGUUUGCUGUGGAUGAGACGUCAGUCUCUGGGUACAUUUAUCACAAACUGUUGGGACACGAGGUGGAGGACGUGGUCAUCAAGUGUCAGCUGCCCAAACGCUUCACUGCCCAGGGGCUGCCAGACCUCAACCACUCCCAGGUUUAUGCAGUAAAGACAGUGCUACAGCGCCCACUGAGUCUGAUCCAAGGACCACCAGGCACAGGAAAAACGGUCACCUCUGCCACUAUAGUGUACCACCUCGCUCGACAAGGCAACGGACCAGUGUUGGUGUGUGCUCCCAGUAAUAUCGCAGUAGACCAACUAACCGAGAAGAUCCAUCAAACUGGACUCAAAGUGGUGCGACUGUGUGCGAAGAGCAGAGAGGCCAUAGACUCCCCCGUGUCCUUCCUGGCUCUGCACAACCAGACCAGGAACAUGGACAGCAUGCCUGAACUGCAGAAGCUGCAGCAGCUAAAGGAUGAGACUGGGGAGCUGUCCUCCUCCGAUGAGAAGCGCUACCGAGCUCUGAGGCGCACUGCUGAGAGGGAACUGCUCAUGAAUGCUGAUGUGAUCUGCUGCACGUGUGUUGGGGCUGGAGAUCCUCGUUUGGCCAAAAUGCAGUUCCGCUCCAUUCUGAUAGAUGAGAGCACACAGGCCACUGAACCGGAGUGCAUGGUCCCUGUGGUACUCGGCGCCAAGCAGUUGAUCCUGGUGGGUGAUCACUGUCAGCUGGGCCCUGUGGUGAUGUGUAAGAAGGCAGCUAAAGCGGGCCUGUCCCAGUCUCUGUUUGAGCGUCUGGUCGUGUUGGGGAUCAGACCCAUCCGGCUCCAGGUGCAGUACAGGAUGCACCCGGCUCUCAGCGCCUUCCCCUCCAACAUCUUCUAUGAGGGCUCUCUGCAGAAUGGAGUCACUGCUGCUGACCGGAUGAAAAAAGGCUUUGACUUCCAAUGGCCACAGCCUGACAAGCCAAUGUUCUUCUACGUCACUCAGGGGCAAGAAGAAAUCGCCAGCUCAGGAACCUCCUAUCUCAACAGAACUGAGGCAGCCAACGUAGAAAAGAUAACCACUCGACUGCUGAAAGGAGGAGCCAAACCGGACCAGAUUGGAGUCAUCACGCCGUACGAGGGUCAGAGGUCAUACCUGGUCCAGUACAUGCAGUUUAGUGGAUCACUGCACACCAAGCUCUACCAGGAGGUGGAGAUUGCCAGUGUAGAUGCGUUCCAAGGCAGAGAGAAGGAUUUCAUCAUCCUGUCAUGUGUCCGGGCCAAUGAGCACCAAGGCAUCGGCUUCCUGAAUGACCCCAGACGCCUCAAUGUGGCUCUCACCCGUGCACGAUAUGGUGUCAUCAUCGUGGGAAACCCCAAAGCCUUGUCCAAGCAGCCGCUGUGGAACCAUCUGCUCAACUACUACAAGGAGCAGAAGGUGUUGGUGGAGGGACCCCUGAACAACCUCAGAGAGAGCCUCAUGCAAUUCAGCAAACCCCGCAAACUGGUCAACACCAUCAACCCGGGGGGUCGCUUCAUGAGCACUGCCAUGUAUGAUGCCAGAGAGGCCCUCAUCCCCGGAUCUGCCUACGACCGUAGCAGCAAUGGGCGCUCCAGCCUGUACUUUCAGACUCAUGAUCAGAUCGGGAUGAUCGGCUCUGGAGCGAACCCUCUGGCCUCUCUGAACAUCCCCAUUCCCUUCAACCUGGUGAUGCCCCCCCUUCCCCCACCGGGAUACCUGGGCCAGGUGAACGGCCCCUCGGCAGGUCGCGGAGGCCUCAAGGGAAAGUCCGGGGGUGGAGGAGGUCGAGGGGGCAGGCACAGGGGCAGGAACAUGGGUAGCAGUGGUGGAGGGGGGGGCCGCGGAGGGCACAGUCAGGACCUGGGCUCUCAGUGCUGCUCCCAAGGCCCUCUCACACAGACUCCUCUCACACAGAGCUACAUGAGCCAACACUCCCACAUGAGCCAGCCCGGACUGUCCCAGGCCGAGCUCUCACAGGACAGUUACCUUGGAGACGAGUUCAAAUCUCAGAUGGAUGUGGCUCUAUCCCAAGACUCCACCUAUCAGGGGGAGCGAGCCUACCAACAUGGGGUGACUGGACUGUCCCAGUAUUAGACUGUUACUAGAAGGAGCUAGGCCUAUGUUCUGCUUAGUUCGACGGUUUUAACGUGGGUGAAGGCAAAAAAGAACCAACAUGGAUACCCGUUUUUCCACUGCUACAACCGAAGCACCACUGUGUGAAAAAAGGAAAGAGCGCGAGAAUCCGACCAAUCACAAGCCAGGGGAUCGUGAGCCGAGGUAGACAAGAUGGCCGACCUGAGACGCGACGGGGAGAGCCAGGACCGCCCAGGCACAGCGGCGCACGGAGGGGAUGCGCCACACCACACGCUCCCGCACCCGAGGAUCUUACAGCAGGAUAGUUGGGAUUCUUGCCCCGAAAGCCGGAAAAAGAGGAGAUAUCUCACGCUAUUGUCCUCCAAAGAGACUCUACAGGACGAAUUCUGUGACUUGGAGAGAGGAGCGGACACAACUCUUGAAGCGUUUGAAAAUACUAACUUUCCUUUCAAACUCAGAGCUUACAUACGAAGCAUUUUGGUCACAGUUGAGCAAAAAUGUGUGUCCAAGAAAUGGCUGCCUCUAAGUGAAGAGAGGUGAACGCAGCUUUUAAGUGUAUUAAUGUUGCUAGAGAGCAUGCAAAUAACUCAGACCAGCUUAGAUUUGCACAUUUGAAAAGAAAUGUACAUGUUCACUUGUUCUUUUAUCCAUUUACAUUUUUGGUUUGACACAAAUUUUCUUUUUAGUUUGUUGUUUAUUCCAGAACAAGCUUUUUCUUUCUUGCUUUCUUUCUUUAGCCCCAAAUACAAAUAUAGAUUUUGAACUUGCCACUUGACCACACCACUGUAGGUCAGUGGUGAGGUCUAUAUUAAAAGUCACUUGUUUGUUGGGGGAUUGUGUUAAUACAUUUGAAUUUAAUGCAAAACUUAAUUAUAAAUCUGUUCAUUCAGAAAUACAUAGUUGUAGUGUUUUAGACAUUAGAACUUGACUUGUAUUUUCAACUGGGCAAUAUGGUUACAGCAGAUUGAAUUGUGAGUCCAACCCUGUAGCGAUCUGAUUUGGAAAAAUUGACACAUUCUGAAUAACUUCAUGCUCAAACACAGAAACAUUUCUCCAUCACCUCUGCAAUGCUUUGAAUGAUUGACAGCUGGACUUAACCAAUCGCAGUGACACGUGAACGAUAAGACGCAGGUGACUUUAAUCGCUACAAAGCAAUAUAAAGAUGCUAAGAAAGCAUGAAUCCUAAUCAAAUCGAAAUCGUAAUCUGGCUUCACAAUGGAUAUUAUUGUGAUAUUGAUUUUUUGGCAUAUCACCCACCUCUAUUCUCAUCCCACUUUCUUGCAUGAAAAUACAUGUCACCAUAUCCUCCUGAGUAACUUGGGCAGCGUACAGUGAGUAUUGCAGUAUAAUAUAUCAUUCUAAACCAGCUCUAUUUUAUUUCCCACAAAGGCAAUGGUUAACAGAAAUGUUGUUCAGAUCUUUUCAUUUUGUUGUUUUCAAAUAGUAGUGUGUGUUUAAGAGACAUUAAUGAACCCUGGAAUGGUGAGCAUUGUUUUAGUUUCAGUCUUGUUCCCUGUCACUCUGUAUGAUUUCAUAUAUACACCAGUCAAAAGUUUUGAUACACUUUUUCAUUUCACACUUGUUUAUUUCCAUGAUUAUUUCCAUUGUAGAUUCUCACUGAAUGCAUCAAAAUUAUGAGUGACACAUAUGGCAUCUACUAUAGUAAACAAAACAACAGUAACAACACAACCUGAACCUUGCUUUUGGCACUUGCCCUUUCUCGACCCUGACAAGGCACAACUGUUGAGUUUUCACUUUUUUCCUUUGCUCUAUACAUCUUGCACUGUAUAUAUCUGUAUGUAUCUAAAAUGUAGAAAGUAGUAAACGUAAAGAAAAAAAAAAUACAUUGAAUGAGAGGGUGUGUCCAAACGUUUGACUGGUGGUGUAUAUGUUUCCAUUGUUCUAGUGCAUAUUAUUAACCUUCCUCACAUGCUUUUGUCCUUUCUCUAAUAGAAAUCAUGCCCCACCUUUAUAUGUUAAGUUAUGCUUUUGGUUUUGCUUUGCUUUGUUUGCAGAUUGAUUGACAUGAACUUUCUCAUGUUGUUCACCCUCACAUUUAAUCAUCAUCGUCAUUAUUAGUGCUUGUGGUCAUUAAACUUUGUGUCUUGAGAAUUAAAACGUUCUUUCUUCUA